Molecule: messenger RNA, 702 nt
Organism: Thecamonas trahens ATCC 50062
Lineage: Eukaryota; Apusomonadida; Apusomonadidae
Exons: 2
Coding region: 1-702 (233 amino acids)
Source: RefSeq, a predicted model, not a curated record
AUGGAGAACGUCUCGCAUGUCAUCAUCGACAAGACAGGAACGCUGACGUCGGCUCGGAACGAGGACGAGCCGCUGCGAUCGGCAAGGAGGGCGGCGAGUGCCCUUCGAUCCGGCGCCUGUGGCAGCUGCCCGUCGGUGGUGGUGUGCGAGACGGGCGAUGGUUGGGCAAGCACCAUGGACGCAGGGCAUGCUCUGGGCUUGUGGGAUGGCCAUGAUCCGAGCUGGAUUCGUUGGACCUCGGACGAUCUGCUGGAUGCCGACGCUGCCGACCACGCCGUCGCUGAGGCGACCCACUGUCGCGCCGAGGCCGACGGGCGCAUGCUGCUUGCCCUCGACGCCUCAAUCUUUGACGUCCUAGCUCUCCGCGCCGCUCGCAAGUCACGAAGGAGGUUUGUUCGGCUACUGAAGCCAGACGCCUCUCUCGGCUCGCCCAUCGUCGUCUGCUUCAACAUGCUUCCGCGCCACAAGGAGCACCUCGUCGCCCUCAUCAAGCGGUUUGACCCGGACGCCUUUGUUGCUGCCUUUGUCGCCGACCCCACCUACGGCGCGACUCUGGCCGAAGCCGCAGACCUCGCCGUCGCCGUCGAUCCGCAUCUCACCCAGCCAAAGAUCCCGCGCCCGCCCGGGUUCGACGACACCCUCGGUGUCUCGGCGGCGGUCGUCAUUCCGUCUCUUGCCGGCCUCCCGCGGCUCGUCGGCUGA